Messenger RNA from Funneliformis mosseae, 321 nucleotides. Lineage: Eukaryota; Fungi; Glomeromycota; Glomeromycetes; Glomerales; Glomeraceae. The record is from the annotation of a GenBank genome assembly.
AAUACAAAUCAUUCUGUAUCGCUUGAAAAUAUUUCCAAUUUUUUUUGGGACCUUCCAAACAUAAAUAUCUAUUCUGCCACAGUACCUGACAGAAUGCAUCAUCUUGAUCUAGGUUUAUUUAAUUAUCAAAUUAUUUAUACACGAGAACUUUUAAAACAGCAACAUGGCAAUCAUUUAGUAGAUGAAAUAGAUCAAAAUACCAAAAAUGUGGAAAAUUUUAUUACAAAUAAAGAUUUGGCAAAAGUUUACGAACAGUGGAAUGAUAUGUAUAAAAUUAGUAGAUACGAAACUUUUAAGCAAAGCGAUUUAAAUAAAUUUGAA